Messenger RNA from Tachyglossus aculeatus (Australian echidna), 1014 nucleotides. Its product is annotated as keratin, type I cytoskeletal 10-like. The record is from RefSeq and is a predicted model, not a curated record. Gene Ontology annotation, molecular function: structural molecule activity. The coding region runs from base 82 to 1014 and encodes 310 amino acids. The transcript is spliced from 8 exons. Lineage: Eukaryota; Metazoa; Chordata; Mammalia; Monotremata; Tachyglossidae.
GGUGGUCUGGGCAUCGGAGGCUCCGGCUUUGGCGGGAGCGUGUCCGAAGGUGGACUGCUCUCCGGGAGCAAAAAACUCACCAUGCAGAAUCUGAAUGACCGCCUGGCUUCCUACCUAGACAAGGUGGAUGAACUGGGGCAAGCCAACAAAGCGCUCGAAACCAAAAUUAAAGAAUGGCAUGAAAAAUUUGGACAAGGAGCGGUGAACGCCCCUUCCCGGGACUACAGAAAGUAUUACAGCACCAUUGAAGACCUUAAAACUCAGAUCAUCCAAGUCACGCAAGACCACACCACUGCCGUGCUGCAGAUCGACAAUGCCAGGCUAACUGCCGAUGACUUCAGACUGAAGUUUGAGAGCGAAGCAGCCCUGUGCCAGAGCGUGGAAGCCGAUAUCACCGGCCUCCGCAGGGUCCUGGAGGAGUUGACCCUGUCCAAGACUGACCAGGAGCUGCAGAUCGAAAGCCUCACGGAGGAGCUGGCCUACCUCAAGAAGAACCACGAGGAGGAAAUUCAGAGCGACUCCAAGACCACUCUCGGGGGUGUCAAUGUGGAAAUCAACGCGGCCCCGGGAAUCGACCUGACCCUACUGCUGAAUAGGAUGCGAGAGCAAUACGAAUCCCUCGCCGAGCAGAAUCGCCAAGAGGCUGAAGCCCGCUUCGCGGAGCAGAGCAAAGAACUGAGUGUGCAGAUCUCCACAAGUGUCGAAGAGACAAGCACCAACAAGAGUGAGAUUGCCGAACUGAGACGCACUCUUCAGACCCUGGAGUUUGAGCUCAAGGCCCAGAUCUCUCUGAAACAAUCACUUGAGUCUAGUCUGGCAGAGACUGAAGGGAACUUCUGUGCACAACUGUCCCAAAUACAAGUGCUCAUCAGCAGCCUGGAAACCCAAGUGCAACAAAUCCGGGAAGAAACCGAGUGCCAGAAUGCAGCAUACGAACAACUCCUGGACAUCAAGAUCCGCUUGGAGAGUGAGAUCGGGACUUACCGCCAGCUCCUGGAUAGAGAGGGAAGCUGA